Thamnophis sirtalis is the source of this 2699-nucleotide messenger RNA. Lineage: Eukaryota; Metazoa; Chordata; Lepidosauria; Squamata; Natricidae. The record is from RefSeq and is a predicted model, not a curated record.
UGACACAUUGCUAUUACCAUUCUAGUGUUCAUUUUUGCUUGUUAAAAUUAAUUUGACUAGAAAUAUUACACAAUCUGCUCUUUUCACCAUCAUUAAUUUCUUAUGUUAUCUUAUUGUAUAAAAUAAUCUUCAUAAUGAUGAUUAGAAUGUAAUAAAAUCCAUAGAAUUAGUUAAACUUUAACUUUUUUCAGUUAUUUUAAUUUUCUCCUUGUUCAUAGCAUAUACACUGACUUUAGUGGUAUUGGAGCAACAGUUUUAAUACAGAAAGCAAAGCAUUUUCAAAGGUCUGAAGCUCAUCAUCAGACGUCCUAUGAAAUGGAGAUGACCAACGCUGGAAAAGAAGCAAAUGGAUUAGACAAUCCCACUUUUCUUACUGAUGAUGGUAAACAUUGUAACUUCACUGAGGACGGUGCUACAGUUCGAGACUAUGAAGGAAAACCAGAAGACUUCAGUAGGAAAGGUGGUAACAAGCUGGCAUACACUGUCACAGAUAUACCUCCAUGGCAUCUUUGCAUCUUCCUGGGAAUUCAGCAUUACCUGACUGCACUUGGAGGUCUUGUCGCAAUUCCUCUGAUCCUUUCCAAAUCACUUUGUCUGGAGCUGGACACUCUGACACAAAGUCACCUGAUCAGUACCAUAUUUUUCGUCUCGGGGAUCUGCACUCUUCUUCAGGUUAUCUUUGGAGUAAGGCUACCUAUUCUACAAGGAGGAACCUUCGCAUUUCUAACGCCUUCACUGGCCAUGCUCAGCUUGCCCUCCUGGAAGUGCCCUGCUUGGACCAGUAAUGCCAGCAUGGUGGAUCCUACUUCCUCAAAUUUCACUGAAUUAUGGCAGGUUCGAAUGAGAGAGUUGCAGGGAGCAAUUAUGGUUGCAUCUUGCUUCCAAAUUUUUGUUGGCUUUUCGGGUCUCAUUGGAUUCCUGAUGCGGUUCAUUGGCCCUCUGACUAUUGCUCCAACCAUAACUUUGGUAGCGCUGCCUCUCUUUAGCUCAGCAGGAAAAGAUGCUGGAGAACACUGGGGAAUAGCAGCCAUGUGCUGUUUGCUCUCACAAUUACGUGGCUAUUAUGUUUUAUACUGACCAUCACCAACGUUUUCCCUUCAGAUACAAGAGCUUAUGGUUAUUUAGCUCGGACUGACAGCAAAGGUGAUGUCAUAAGCAAGGCACCCUGGUUUCGAUUUCCUUACCCAGGCCAGUGGGGAGUGCCCACAAUUAGUUUGGCUGGUGUAUUUGGCAUCUUAGCUGGAGUGAUCUCCUCCAUGGUGGAGUCAGUUGGAGAUUACUAUGCCUGUGCUCGUUUGUCUGGUGCUCCACCCCCUCCCAAGCACGCAAUCAAUCGUGGAAUUGGCGUAGAAGGGAUUGGCUGCCUUCUGGCUGGAGCCUGGGGAACAGGAAAUGGUACCACUUCUUACAGUGAAAACGUUGGAGCUUUGGGGAUCACUCGGGUAGGUAGUAGAAUGGUCAUUGUAGCUGGGGGCCUUGUUCUACUUUUGACUGGCAUGUUUGGCAAGAUUGGGGCUGUGUUUGCCAGCAUUCCAACACCCAUCAUUGGAGGAAUGUUUCUUGUGAUGUUUGGUAUCAUCACGGCUGUGGGGGUUUCUAAUUUACAGUACACAGACAUGAAUUCUUCAAGAAACAUAUUCAUCUUUGGAUUUUCUAUAUUUGCUGGCUUGACUGUUCCACACUGGGUGGAAAAUAAUGCAGAAAAACUAAAAACAGGAACUUUACAGCUAGACCAAGUGAUCCAAGUGCUGCUAACUACUGGCAUGUUUGUUGGUGGAUUCCUGGGCUUUUUUCUUGAUAACACUAUUCCAGGAAGCCAAGAAGAACGAGGACUCCUCGCUUGGAGAAAAGAUGAUAGUGAAGAGUCUGAUGGCGCUGUGAAUAACCUGCACAUUUAUGACCUUCCAUUUGGAAUCGGUUCCAGGUUCUGUGUUGCUAACUGGUUUAAAUAUCUUCCAAUAUGCCCUAAGCAAAUGGCUACCCAAGGUGCAAAGGAACUGAAGAGCAACAAAGCUGAUUUUGAAAGGAACUCUGAUAAUGAUAUUAACACAAAGGUUUAAAUCUGCACCCAGAAGCGGAGGGAAACCCACUUUCCUAAGGUUUUGAAAAACCACCUUCCUUUUUGUGGGUUUUGCAGCCCUUGAGUUGUGUGUGGCUCAAGACUAAUGUCCAAAAAAUAGUUCGAUGAUUUCCUCUCCCACUUACCCCGACUGGAAGAAUCCUGAAUGUCAAUUUCUUUAUGGCAUCAUUUCAGGAAAUCAUUUAUUUAGGGAUUGGAAAGUACAGGUGUGGGUCAUGGGAAAGAACUCUCUUUUCCAUGAUGGAAAACUGUUGCCUAGAAAAUCUGAGCCUAAUUCUUGGGAAUAUGAAUAAACGAAUCCUAAAGCAUCUAUCUGAGGUUUUGGUAAAUACAGCCUCAAGCUUUGUGUCAGCUGAACUGAUUGGAUGCAGUUGAGCAAACCCUACAUUUGCAUGCUUUGGACUUUUGGUAUCUCCCUAUUUUUUAAAUCAUCAGAAUGGUUAGAUUUAUAAAAGCUCUGAAGGAUAAUAAAUUCUGGUUUCCAAUAAAAAUGUAAAUCGUCACAUGACCACAAGAUGCGGCAAAUGGCCAUAAAACAGUGCAUUGCCAGGCCCUUAAAAUGCAUCCGUGUGAUUUUUUUGGGGGGGUGAUCAGAAUUUUGAAUCUGGGUCAUAUGUGC